UUCUCUUUCUAGUUGCUGGAUUCAAACCGUGCAGACUCGACUUGUCUGUACUCCCGUUCAUAUUCGUCUUUUGGGCGAAGGAUUUGGAGGGUCCAGUGAGGGUAGACCGUGAUGCGAGAUGCGAAUCUCUUCAACAUGAACCGGGCUUUGCCCAGGAUGAGCUGGUCGUCCAAAAAUCUCUAUAUUUUGUGGAGAAGAUCGUUAGGGGGCCUCCAAUUCCAGACUAACUUCAAGAACCAGCGCAAGACUCUCACUCUCUUCCAGCAGCGCUGGAUAUCCAAGUCGCUCGUUCGUGCAUACCACGGAGACUUCAUUAAUGAGAAACUCUUCAAGCGAUGGUAUCUGCCUGACACCAUUCCAGACGUCCGACCUCGCAAGACCGCUGACGAUUCUAUAUUACUGAAUAAGUGGGCGCGGAAAGACAAUGCUGCUACGAAGCAAGCGAGGCAAAAGGAGGACGACGACAGUAAAGCACUGGCACCUGUCGGCAGUCUGAUGUUCGUCGAGAUUGAGAGGCGGAUUGAUGUGAUCAUCUUCCGAGCGUGUCUGGCACAGAGUGUCUACGAGGCUCGCAGGAUGGUGGUACACGGCAAUGUGUUGCUGAAUGGGAAGAAGCACACAAAUGCGAACACUAGGUUGGCUCCUGGCGAUAUGGUGUCUGUGGAUCCAGCAGCAAUUCGCUUUAUUCAACCAAAGGCGGAACCGAAGGUCGAGACUGAGGUCGAGACGCAAGAAGAGUCAGAGAAUGCUGAAGCUGCAGAGUCGGAAGCAAGAGCUUCAGAAUCCGAUUCUGAAUCUCUCGAGGCAUCUGAAUCAAAACCCGUCGAGACAAAAGCGACACCUCGCACGCCAGACCUGUCGUACAAGGAGAAGAAAAAGGCGAAACGUAAUCUUACACCCUUCCACCUUCCAGACUAUGCCUCCCCAUUCAUCUUCAUCCCCGCCUACCUCGAAGCCUCCUUCUCAACUUGCUCCGUCAUCUACCUCCGACACCCUACCGCCCGUCCAGGGUACUCGGAAAUCCCUACGCCGUAUGAUGCCGAUGGAUACGUAGUGCGGUUCGCCUGGGAGUGGUAUACGAGGGUAAGGCCUCGGAUCAGGAGUAAGAGUCAGUUGGCGAGGAUGCCUGAGAAUCGGAAGAGUGUGGAGGAGUUGCAGGCGCAUUGAUUACGGGCUGUGUUUGGUGGUAUACUUAGUUUGCUCUAAUGUUAAUAGAUGUGUCUGUCGAGCUCGCAAUCCAGCUAUCAGCAUAUG
Somion occarium is the source of this 1254-nucleotide messenger RNA. The record is from the annotation of a GenBank genome assembly. NCBI's taxonomy places the organism in Eukaryota, Fungi, Basidiomycota, Agaricomycetes, Polyporales, Cerrenaceae.